AUGGUUCAGCACCUGGCUGCCAAUGCUACACAGGAACAAUUGAUAAACAAUGAAGUGGAAACGGGAGCAGAGCACGUGGUCAAGAAGCACAUCUUGCAAAUUGACCUAGUACAUGAUGAAGCUGAGAACGUGACGGCACUCUCCGACUCUGCCUCCACGAACGUGACUGCGCUCUCCGACUCUGCCUCCACGAACGUGACUGCGCUCUCCGACUCUGCCUCCACGAACGUGACGGCGCUCUCCGACUCUGCCUCCACGAACGUGACGGCGCUCUCCGACCAGGCCUCCAAGAACGUGACGGCGCUCUCCGACCAGGCCUCCAAGAACGUGACGGCGCUCUCCGACCAGGCCUCCAAGAACGUGACGGCGCUCUCCGACCAGGCCUCCAAGAACGUGACGGCGCUCUCCGACCAGGCCUCCAAGAACGUGACUGCGCUCUCCGACUCUGCCUCCACGAACGUGACGGCGCUCUCCGACUCUGCCUCCACGAACGUGACGGCGCUCUCCGACUCUGCCUCCAAGAACGUGACGGCGCUCUCCGACCAGGCCUCCAAGAACGUGACGGCGCUCUCCGACCAGGCCUCCAAGAACGUGACGGCGCACUCCGACCAGGCCUCCAAGAACGUGACGGCGCACUCCGACUCUGCCUCCAAGAACGGUACGGCGCACUCCGACUCUGCCUCCAAGAACGGUACGGCGCACUCCGACCAGGCCUCCAAGAACGUGACGGCGCUCUCCGACCAGGCCUCCAAGAACGUGACGGCGCACUCCGACCAGGCCUCCAAGAACGUGACGGCGCACUCCGACCAGGCCUCCAAGAACGUGACGGCGCACUCCGACCAGGCCUCCAAGAACGUGACGGCGCACUCCGACCAGGCCUCCAAGAACGUGACGGCGCACUCCGACCAGGCCUCCAAGAACGCGACGGCGCUCUCCGACUCUGCCUCCACGAACGCGACGGCGCUCUCCGACUCUGCCUCCACGAACGCGACGGCGCUCUCCGACUCUGCCUCCACGAACGCGACGGCGCUCUCCGACUCUGCCUCCACGAACGCGACGGCGCUCUCCGACUCUGCCUCCACGAACGCGACGGCGCUCUCCGACUCUGCCUCCACGAACGCGACGGCGCUCUCCGACCAGGCCUCCAAGAACGCGACGGCGCACUCCGACCAGGCCUCCAAGAACGCGACGGCGCACUCCGACCAGGCCUCCAAGAACGCGACGGCGCACUCCGACCAGGCCUCCAAGAACGCGACGGCGCACUCCGACCAGGCCUCCAAGAACGCGACGGCGCACUCCGACCAGGCCUCCAAGAACGCGACGGCGCACUCCGACCAGGCCUCCAAGAACGCGACGGCGCACUCCGACCAGGCCUCCAAGAACGCGACGGCGCACUCCGACCAGGCCUCCAAGAACGCGACGGCGCACUCCGACCAGGCCUCCAAGAACGCGACGGCGCACUCCGACCAGGCCUCCAAGAACGCGACGGCGCACUCCGACCAGGCCUCCAAGAACGCGACGGCGCACUCCGACCAGGCCUCCAAGAACGCGACGGCGCACUCCGACCAGGCCUCCAAGAACGCGACGGCGCACUCCGACCAGGCCUCCAAGAACGCGACGGCGCACUCCGACCAGGCCUCCAAGAACGCGACGGCGCACUCCGACCAGGCCUCCAAGAACGCGACGGCGCACUCCGACCAGGCCUCCAAGAACGCGACGGCGCACUCCGACCAGGCCUCCAAGAACGCGACGGCGCACUCCGACCAGGCCUCCAAGAACGCGACGGCGCACUCCGACCAGGCCUCCAAGAACGCGACGGCGCACUCCGACCAGGCCUCCAAGAACGCGACGGCGCACUCCGACCAGGCCUCCAAGAACGCGACGGCGCACUCCGACCAGGCCUCCAAGAACGCGACGGCGCACUCCGACCAGGCCUCCAAGAACGCGACGGCGCACUCCGACCAGGCCUCCAGACCACGCGCACUCCGACCAGCCCAAGAACGCGACGGCGCACUCCGACCAGGCCUCCAAGAACGCGACGGCGCACUCCGACCAGGCCUCCAAGAACGCGACGGCGCACUCCGACCAGGCCUCCAAGAACGCGACGGCGCACUCCGACCAGGCCUCCAAGAACGCGACGGCGCACUCCGACCAGGCCUCCAAGAACGCGACGGCGCACUCCGACCAGGCCUCCAAGAACGCGACGGCGCACUCCGACCAGGCCUCCAAGAACGCGACGGCGCACUCGUCUGA
This is a messenger RNA of Knipowitschia caucasica, 2253 nucleotides long. The record is from the annotation of a GenBank genome assembly. NCBI's taxonomy places the organism in Eukaryota, Metazoa, Chordata, Actinopteri, Gobiiformes, Gobiidae.